AUGGAAAAGAGGCAGAAGCCUGCACGAAAAGGGACCUUGCAGUCCGGAACCAAGUCAAAGAACUUGAAGAAAGCAGAGGGAAAAGUGGAGCGUCGCCGCGAUAUAUUCCUCAAACCCUUCUCUCUCAUCUUUCGACCUAGCGGCUCUGAGAGUGACGUUGCCACAUCAGGGGGAGUCCAUGCUGGGUUGAUAGCUCAGGUAAUUUCUAUUGCUGUGCUUUUGAAUUCCCAAUUGAAAGAGUUGAAUGACCAGGCAGCAUGGGCUGCGCAAGACAUCGCCAGCAAAGUAGGAAAGGGAUAUGGCGGUAAUCUGACUGAAGAGUUCGAAAACGUCGAGAUAAACAGCGUGAUUCCAAAGUCCAUUGAAUUUCACGACGCAGUCUCCGAACCAAUCCCAACCGAUUUCAGCAAUGCCGUUCAGGAGGCACAGAUCAGUGUUUUGGCCAUGCAAAGUCAUUCUUCCAUGCCGCAAGAGUCUUUCAAAACCACUUUCGAGCUUGUUUUACGCAAACUCGACUCGUUCAGCUCAAUUGUCGAAGACCUCGCCGAAAUCCAUCCCUUCGCCAAAAUGGCAUAUAAAAUUCUAUUCUUCGCAUCCAACGCCAUCGUGGAGCAGAUGGACCUCGAUAAUGACAUCCGCGACCUCGUGGGACUUGUAAAUAAAACCUAUAUAUUCGUGGAUCAAGCGCAUCAAGUCCAAGAUAUGCUUCCCCAACUCGAGAUUCUCAAGGCACUGACGCUCAAGACAGUUGAGGUGGCCCAUUUUAUCGUUGAUUAUUCAAAGAAGAAAAACUUUUGGGUUCGUACAUGCCAGAAUCUGGUGUCGAGUGCGAAGGAACGCAUAACUGCCUUCACAACCGAGUUCGACGAACUGAUGAACGACUUUCGUACUCAUAGCGCGUUGCAUACGCAAGUCAAUACAUAUCAUUUACUUGGAAAGCUAGACCGCCUGAGUUCUGAUUUCGAUCUCAACUCUGUAGAGUAUGCCAAGGGAGCGACCGGAUACAGUUCAGUAAAACAGUGCCUGGCUACUACCCGCGUUGAGAUCUUAGACGAGAUAACCAACUGGGUGAAUGACACCUCGAGCGAAUCCAACGUCAUGUGGGUGUCUGGAGGCGCCGGUACUGGUAAAUCUACUAUCGCGCACACCAUUGCACGCCGCUUCGCUGAACUUGGGAGCCUUGGAUCGUGUUUCUCUUUCGAUAAGAACGCCGCCGGUGAUCGCCGACAUGAGAAGAUAUUUAGCACCAUUGCUCGAGAUCUCGCGGACAUCGACCCUGCCGUCAAAUCUGCAUUGUCCCAAGUGUUGCAUGAUGCGCCGGCUUCUGUCAAGUCCACCACCGAUUUAUUUCAGCAAUGGGAGACGUUCAUCUUGGGGACCUUCAAAACGAUUUACGAUCGAGAAGAGUCCUCUGCUAGUAUCAUUGGACCUGUCUUGAUCGUUAUAGAUGCCUUGGACGAAAGUGGUGACGACAUCAAAACCCGCAGCGCUUUGCUCUCCAUUCUAGGGGGUGAGAAGGGGUUCAUUCAAAAUCUGCCUCGCAACUUUCGUAUUGUCAUAACAUCUCGACCUUCGGUUGAUAUCUACAAUGUUCUCAAAGACCGUUCCCAUGUCGUGAUCAAAUCAAUGGAUGACAUACCGCUAUCCAAAGCCUUAGCCGAUAUUUCUGCCUACAUCUCAAGUCGACUGCUCCCCCAGCUUGAAGACUUUCUCGAUGCAGAUCAUCUACAGAUCCUAGUCGGGCAUUCAGAUGGUCUGUUUCAGUGGGCGUACCUUGCGUGUGAAUACAUGCUUGGAAACUCUUUUGGCGGGCUCACAGUCGAAGAGAAAUUCGACGAUCUCUGCUCCAAUUCUGCAGAGGUAACUGGCGAUGUCCUUCUCCAAGACACCUACUACCUCAUUUUGAGCAAGCUAUUCGAUAUCAAGAGACCGACUGUACUUGCGCGAUUCCAGUCUGUCAUGGGUCAAAUUCUGGCUACGAUGGAACCGCUGCCUCAGGCAUCCUUGAACACGAUACGCAGCAGGUUUAUUGGUGUCUCAAAAACUAAUAGCGAUAUCAGCGUAAUCGUCAACCAUAUGGGAUCACUUCUUGUUGGAGUUACCAAUAAGACCGUACCAAUUCGUCCUGUGCACACGUCUUUUUACGACUUUUUGAAGGAUAAAGAUGCCAGCAAAGAGUUUUACGUGGAUACAUCCAUUGCUCAGUCAACACUUGCACACUCCUGCCUGGACAUUAUGAUUGAUAAAACUGGCUUGAAGUUCAAUGUCUUGAAUAUUUCUAGCUCGUUUACGCAAAAUCAAGAUAUUCCUUCGAGUGCUCUUGAAACUAUACCUGCGCAUCUUGUAUACGCAUGCAAAUUCUGGGCCAACCAUCUUGAGAAGACGGAGCCAGAUGACCACCUACUGUCGGCCAUCCAUUCUCUCCUCUUCGAAAAGUUUCUUUUCUGGCUGGAGGUCAUCGCUUUGACAAAGUCCAUGAAUAAGUGUGUCGAAGCAUUGUCGAUUUUGACCCUUUGGAUACCUGACCCUACUUCCGAGACAAAACUGUUUGCCGAGGAUGCUCAAAAGUUUAUACGAGUGUUUGGCGGAGUUCUGGAUGAAAGUGUCCCCCAUUUGUAUCUGAGUGCAAUCCCUUUCGCUCCCCGCCAAUCUGUAAUAUACCGGACGUAUAACCAAUUCUUUCAUCACACAUUAAAGGUUGCAGAAGGCCAUUUAAAUAAUUGGCCUACCUUACAGCUGACUAUCACCAGUCAUUAUGACGCUGUCAAUUCGGCUGCCUUUUCUCCUGAUGGCACUCUUAUUGCUUCUGGUUCGGAUGACGAAUCAGUGAUCGUGUAUGAUGCUGUUACGGCAGAGGAAAUAUACACUUUUGAAGAACACGCCGAAUCCGUCCUUUGUCUUGCAUUUUCACCGAAAGGAGAGCUACUGGCAUCGUGUUCUGACGACGGAAAUGUAAUUCUUUGGAACCCGAGAACAGGAGCGGUCGCCCACAGAUGGGAGCACGAUGGGGAUUCCGCACAGCACGUAGCCUUCUCUGCUGAUGGUACCAAGCUUGCUGUUGUUCUGGAGAAAUUGUCCGUAUGUGUAUAUGCCGUGAGCUCGGGAAAAAGGCUCAAAACAUUUGGGAAGAAACUUGACGACCCCUCGCUUUGCGCAGCCUUCUCACCAGAUAAUCUAUGUAUUGCCUCUUCUACGGAGAGCGGAAAAAUCUACAUCUGGGACGUAAAAUCUGGGAAUGAGCUUCAAAUUCUUGGUGCUGACGAUGAAGACCCAUGGACAGUUUCGUCUAUUGCCUUUUCGCCGGUCGAUAGUAACAUCCUCGCUACUGUAUUGCAUGACGACUCCGUCUGUAUUUGGGAUAUCGCUAAAUCCGCCAAGAUUCAUGUUCUGGAGGGACAUACCGAUUCAGUUACCAGUGUAGCAUUUUCCUCGGAUGGAACCAAAGUUGUCUCGGGUUCAGCUGACACCGACAUCAUCAUUUGGAAUGCAAUAACAGGCGAAGAGAUAAACACUCUCGAGGGUCAUUCUGACUGGGUACAAUCUGUUUAUUUUUCACCUGACGAUUCCCAGGUCGUCUCGGCAUCCAUCGAUAAUACGGUUUGUGUUUGGGACGCAGUGGCAGGGCACUCAACUGAAUAUGUUUUGGAGGGCCAUUCUGCCUGGAUAGCGGCAGUUUGCUUAUCGUCUAAUGGCGAUUUCAUCGUGUCUGCCUCUCAUGACUGUACCAUAGGAAUUUGGGAUUCAAACACCGGGACCCUUAUAAAAUAUCUUGAAGACGGGCAUGAAGAUCCCAUAAAAUGGGUCACCGUAUCAUCGGAUAACCUUUGGGUCGCUUCUGCAUCCGACGACGAAAUGGCAAUUAUCUGGGACAUCGAAUCGGGGAAAGUAAUCAAAACCUUCAAAGGUCACACUGACAGCAUCAGUUGCGUGGCUUUCAAGUAUGAUAACUCCAAGAUUAUCACCGCCUGCGACGACUACCUCGUUCACAUCUGGGAUGUAGAAACUACCAAAAUCGAUCUGGUGUUUAACAAGCACACCGAUGUCGUAUUUGCAGCCCAAUUCUCACCAGACGGAGAAAUUGCCGCUUCGUGUGGAUCCGACAAGUUGACCUACGUUUGGAAUUCUUCCACAGGGGAAAUUUUGCAUACCUUGAAAGAACACGAAGACGAUAUUUACAAUCUUGCAUUUUCUCCCAACGGAGAACAUCUUGUAACAGGAUCUCAUGACUGUUUGCUUUGCAUAUGGGACAUCAAGAGCGGUCAAUUGCUGAAGAAACUCGAGCAGGUUGAUACCGCCCUCAGUGUUGCAUAUUCCCAUGACGGAACAAAGAUCGUUUCCGGCUCCGACGAUCAUAUGGUUUAUGUAUGGGAUGUUGAAUCGGGACAGGUAGUUACUCAGCUUGAAGGGCACUCAGGAUCUGUUCAAGCAGCGGUAUUUUCCAAUGACGGUUCAAAAAUUGUAUCCUGUGGGGCGGAUAGAAUGAUCCGUGUCUGGGUUCUCGAAAAACAGCCAGGCGACGACCACAACAUCCAAUUCUCCAAUGUGCCAGAGCACGCUUUGAAGAUUACUGAAGAUUUUUUGAACUUCACUCCAUUGAACGAGGACGAUGAUAAACCUGUAACCAAGGUAUGGGACCAAGCGUGUGGAUGGGCGGUGGGACCGAAAGGUCAGAAGUUAUUCUGGGUCCCACCUCAGUUUCACGGGGGCCUCAUUACUCCCAGCACCUCGUUGUUAAUCGGGCCUCAAAGGACUACUCUUGAUUUGAGUGACCUUGUUUAUGGUUCCGAGUGGCCAAAGUGUUUUCUUCAGAAUUAG
This is a messenger RNA of Psilocybe cubensis, 4815 nucleotides long. RefSeq lists its product as uncharacterized. Gene Ontology annotation, molecular function: protein binding. Bases 1 to 4815 code for a protein of 1604 amino acids. Lineage: Eukaryota; Fungi; Basidiomycota; Agaricomycetes; Agaricales; Agrocybaceae. The transcript is spliced from 10 exons. The record is from RefSeq and is a predicted model, not a curated record.